CUGAUCUUCUCUCAUUCGAGGUCCAACCUAUCAAAUGUCCUUGUGGCCACAGCGCCAAGUCUAAACUGCAGACGCAAUGGCGCAGCUUAGAGAAGCUCACAUUUCAUGGCUGUAUGAAAUACUUUACUUUCGCCUCAGGAACGAGCAUUCCCUUUCACUUCCUCUUACAGAUUGUUCAACAGACACGGCUGAACAGACAGCAUGUCGACCCCAGCCAUUACCCCAGCUGUAAAUCAAAAUCGAACGGAGGAGCCAUCAAGACUUGCCAACUCCAAGGUUACACUUUCCACCAAAAAUGGGGGACAAGAAUCUAACGAACGCCCGAAUCGAGACUCGGUCGAUGCCAUCUCCAAGCCAGAUGUGUGGGCUGGAAAUGAAGUACAAGCUGAAAUAGGUGUCAGUAGAGUCGAGGCCUUUAACAAAGUCCUUUACCAGUCUGGCAAGUCCGGGAAAGUACUUCUCUGGUUACUCGGAAUUUCCAUCGGCCUGACCAUGUUCGCAUAUGCCCUUGACCAGGGCAUCACAACAACUAUCUUCACCACGAUGGCCAGUUCGACAUUCGGACAGCACAGUUCUUUAGCCGCCGUUAGUACUGCUAGCCAAAUCAUUCGGGCUAUCAGCAAGCCGUUUAUUGGAAAACUGGCAGAUAUCACAUCACGUCCUACAACUUACGUCGUUAUACUCGUUUUCUACGUUGUGGGAUUUGUUGUGGCCGCCAGCUCGAGCACCUUUGCAGCGUAUACAAUGGGAAUUUGCUUCACAUCUGUGGGCAAGUCAGGACUUGACCUGUUGAGCGACAUCAUUGUUGGUGACCUCACACCACUUCAAUGGAGAGGAUUCUUUGGUGCUGCUCUUUCGAUACCUUUUGUCGUUACCGUCCCUGUCAAUGGGUUCAUUGCCGAGGGCUUCGUUGAUAAUUGGCGUUGGGGUCUAGGCAUGUUCGCGAUCAUCGUACCUGUUCUACUUGUCCCGGCAAUUAUCACAUUGUACUCGAUGCAAAAGCGGGGAGAGAAGCUGGGCAUGGUUACUAUCGCAGCAUCGAAGAGAGUGCGGGCUGGAAUUGAUGAGGAAUCACGAGGUUUCAGAUAUUGGAGUAAGCUCCUGUACCAAGGGUUGAUUGAUAUCGACAUUGUGGGACUUCUUAUCCUCGGAGUAGCUUUCUCCCUUAUCUUGUUGCCAUUUACGCUAGCCAAGCAGACGCCGAAAGGUUGGGCAGAUGGGGGUAUGGUUGCUAUGCUAGUCGUCGGCUUCUUUAUGCUUUUCGUUUUCGGUCUCUUUGAGAUUUAUCUUGCUCCCAAGCCGCUCAUGACCAAACGUAUUCUGAAAAAUCGCACCUUCAUCGCCGCUGUUACCAUCUACACUUUCAACCAGACAGCAUCCGCUGUUCGGAAUACGUACUUUUCAUCGUACAUUUAUAUCAUCAAGGACUGGACGACAUACCAAUGGACAAUCUUCUUGGGCAUUACCACCAUGGGACUCAGUAUAAUGGGACCCAUAGUGGGCCUCAUCCAGAGAUAUACUCAUCGUUACAAAACAAUGAUGAUUUUUGGUGCUAUCGCACGUUUAAUUGCUUAUGGCUUGCUCGUCACCCCGAGCGGUCUCAUGAUUCAAGAUACUGCUCGUUUAAUCGUUGCUCAGCUUCUCUUUUGUUUGGGUUCUUUCAACGUCGUUGGAGCAAGAGUCGGUAGUCAAGCUUCAGUACCGCAUGAAGAUAUGGCUUCAGUCAUCGCACUUCUAACACUCUGGUCGACACUAGGAUCUUCAAUUGGGUCAGCAGUGUCGUCGGCAAUCUGGACGAAUGAGAUGUUAGAUCAAAUGUACAUGGAGAUGCCUGGAGUUGACGGUAAGACAGUUCGUACACUGUAUGGGAAUAUCAAGAAGCUCCGUACCAGCUACGACUUUGAUGACCCCGUCAGACAAGGAGCUAUCCGAGCAUAUUCCUAUGUUAAUGGUCAUAUCGCAAUUGCGGCUCUUGUUCUGUCGGCGAUUCCACUGUUAGCUACCUUGUUCAUGCCGAAUUUCUAUUUAGGCGAGCAGCAGAAUGCUGUCACAAACACAGGCUUGGAUGGAGAGAGGAUUGAAGUACCAACCCGAGGUGGAGUUGUGGGAAGCUCGUUUUGGAAGAGGUUGACGGCGUUCUAUCACAAGGAAUCGUAG
Molecule: messenger RNA, 2157 nt
Organism: Cadophora gregata
Lineage: Eukaryota; Fungi; Ascomycota; Leotiomycetes; Helotiales; Ploettnerulaceae
Exons: 3
Coding region: 202-2157 (651 amino acids)
Biological process (GO): transmembrane transport
Molecular function (GO): transmembrane transporter activity
Source: RefSeq, a predicted model, not a curated record